AUGCCUACUUUGCCGUACACUGCUGCAGUGGGGCCCUUCUCUAGACUCGAGUGGUCCAUAAGCUCGAACCCAGCAGCAGCAGCAGCAGAAAGAGCAGCAGCAGCAGCAGCAGCAGCGCAGCAACAGGCCCGAGUGCAGCAGCUGCAGCAGCAGCAGCGGCAGCGGCAGCCACUGGGCGAGCAGCAGCAGCUGCUGCUGCAACAGCAGCAGCGCUUCAACUGGCAGCAACAGCAGCACCUGCGUUUCGACCAACAGCAGCAGGAAGAGCUGCAGCAGCAGCUGCAGCAUCAGGGGCAUCGUCAGCUCCACUCCACACGUUCUGCAGCAGCAGCUGCGCCUUCCUCACCUCCCGCAGCAACCACAGCAGCAGCAGCAGCAGCAGCAGCAGCAGCACGCCUCACCCCUACGGAGCCCUCCGCUGCUGCCCACCCCUCCCAGCUCCAGCAGCCGUCGCACCAGCAGCAGCAGCAGCAGCAGCAGCAGCAGCAACAGCAGCAGCAGCAGCAGCAGCAGCAGCAGCAGCAGCAACAGCAGCAGCAGCAGCAGCAGGGGGCACUGGCCUUUUUGCUGGGGCCCCAGGCCCCGCUGCAGCAGCAGCAAGCCAAGCUCAGAGAGGGCCUCACUCCUUACCAGGCCGAGCUCUUCAUGUGGCAGAGACAGCUGACAGAAAUUCGCCGCAUUUACAGGGCCCAGUAUUUGCAGCGGCUGGCAGAAGUGACUCGCGAGGAGAAGCAAAGACACCAGUUGCUGCUGCAGCAAACCAGGGAGGAUAAGCGCUUGAGACGCGAGGAGGCCCUCGACCGUUUGCUGGAAAAGACGAAGAGAAGGGCCGUGCUGCUCGAGCGGCAGCAAAUAGAACGCAAAGACGAAGAGAAGCUGGCGCUGAUAGACGAAAAGCUGGAGCAGCUGACGCAGCAAAUUGAGCAGCAAGCUGAAGUCCGGGGGGCCCCCACGGACUUGCUGCUGGUGCAGCUAAGAGACCACCUCGAAGCAGCCAAACAGGCCUACCUGGAGGGGCAGUACCUUGAGGAGACGGAGCAAAGAAUGCAGCAGCAAGAGCAGCAGCAACAGCAGCAGCGACAGCAGCAGCAGCAGCGACAGCAGCAGCAGCAGGGAGGGGCAGCAGAAGACUCCAAAGAGUAA
Eimeria necatrix is the source of this 1143-nucleotide messenger RNA. RefSeq lists its product as hypothetical. The record is from RefSeq and is a predicted model, not a curated record. Lineage: Eukaryota; Apicomplexa; Conoidasida; Eucoccidiorida; Eimeriidae. Bases 1 to 1143 code for a protein of 380 amino acids. The transcript is spliced from 7 exons.